Lates calcarifer (barramundi perch) is the source of this 4322-nucleotide messenger RNA. Its product is annotated as glutaminase kidney isoform, mitochondrial. Lineage: Eukaryota; Metazoa; Chordata; Actinopteri; Centropomidae. Bases 150 to 2036 code for a protein of 628 amino acids. Gene Ontology annotation, molecular function: glutaminase activity; protein binding. The record is from RefSeq and is a predicted model, not a curated record. The transcript has 18 exons. Gene Ontology annotation, biological process: L-glutamine catabolic process.
GGUAGGUUGUAUCCCCACAGAGGAAAACCGUUACUCGACCGAGAAGAUCGACACUCUUACCGGGAACACGGCUCUUUUUAUUCUCCAGUUUUCUCCACCCGGUUUUACAGCAGUUACUCCAUCCACAUAGUCUUCUCCACGGGAUUGAAAUGUUACAUUUUCGAUCAUCGGUAGCGCUCAAGGAGUUAUUUCAAACCCAGCUGAAGCGUCCGUUGACAGGUAGAGGAGUCGGCGUGAAAGCGGCACCUGCGACAACCGCCGCCUGCUUCGGCACCGUCUCUUCGGAUGGGAGGUCGCCGGGCAGAGGGAGGGCGUUUGCCGGGUGGAGAGCCCCGCAGCACUUCACCAGGAGGCACGGCGUGAGAGGCUUUUGCUCCAAAGGCGACGGCCACAAUGAAGCCGCCAAGGAUUCCGCAACGGAGAAGAGAAGGAAGGCAGGCAUCCUGCCCAGCCUGGAGGACCUGCUCUUCUACACCAUCGCAGAAGGCCAGGAGAAAAUCCCUGCACACAAAUUCACCACAGCUCUUAAAGCCACGGGGCUUCGCACAGGAGACCCCCGGCUGAAGGAAUGUAUGGAGAUGCUGAAGGUGACCUUGAAGACGACGUCUGACGGAGCGCUGGACCGACACCUCUUCAAAAAAUGUGUCCAGAGCAACAUUGUGCUGCUCACCCAGGCCUUCAGGAAGAAGUUUGUCAUCCCAGACUUCCAGUCCUUCUGCGCCCACAUCGACGACCUCUAUGAAAACGCCAAAAACCUGUCAGGAGGGCAGGUGGCAGACUACAUUCCCCAGCUGGCCCGCUUCAGUCCAGACCUGUGGGCCGUUGCCCUGUGCACCGUCGACGGACAGAGGCACACUGUCGGCGACACCAAGGUUCCCUUCUGUCUUCAGUCUUGCGUCAAGCCACUGAAAUACGCCAUCGCCGUCCACGACCACGGCACAGAGUACGUCCACCGCUUUAUCGGCAAAGAGCCCAGCGGUCUGCGAUUCAACAAGCUCUUCCUGAACGAGGACGAUAAACCACACAACCCCAUGGUUAAUGCUGGUGCUAUCGUCUGCACCUCCCUCAUCAAGCAAGGGGCAAGCAACGCUGAGAAGUUUGAUUAUGUCAUGAACUUUAUGAACAAACUGGCAGGAAACGAGUACGUCGGCUUCAGCAACGCCACUUUCCAGUCGGAGCGAGAGUCUGGAGACAGAAACUUUGCCAUCGGCUACUACCUGAAGGAGAAGAAGUGUUUCCCAGAGGGCACAGACAUGACCUCCAUCCUGGACUUCUACUUCCAGUUGUGCUCCAUCGAGGUGACGUGCGAGAGCGCCAGCGUCAUGGCGGCGACUCUGGCCAACGGCGGCUUCUGUCCAAUCACGGGAGAGCGAGUGCUGAGCCCCGAGGCGGUGCGAAACACCCUGAGUCUGAUGCAUUCCUGCGGCAUGUACGACUUCUCCGGACAGUUCGCUUUCCACGUCGGGCUGCCGGCGAAAUCCGGUGUCGCCGGCGGGAUUCUGCUGGUCGUACCAAAUGUGAUGGGCAUCAUGUGUUGGUCUCCUCCUCUGGACAAGCUGGGCAACAGCGUCAGAGGCAUCCAGUUCUGCACGGACCUGGUUUCUCUCUGUAACUUUCACAACUACGACAAUCUGAGGCACUUUGCAAAGAAACUGGAUCCUCGCAGGGAAGGAGGAGACCAGAGGGUGAAGUCAGUGAUCAAUCUGCUGUUUGCUGCGUACACUGGAGACGUCUCAGCUCUGAGGAGGUUUGCCUUGUCGUCCAUGGACAUGGAGCAGAGGGACUACGACUCCAGGACGGCUCUGCAUGUGGCAGCUGCUGAAGGACACACUGAGGUGGUGCGCUUCCUGCUGGAGGCCUGUAAAGUCAACCCGGUUCCCAGAGACAGGUGGGGGAACACGCCGAUGGAUGAGGCCGUCCACUUCGGCCACCACGACGUGGUCACCAUCCUCCGCGACUACCACAACCAGUACAGCCCUCAGGACAGUGCCGCCGAGAAGCAGAGCGCAGAGAAGAACCUGGACGGGAUGCUCUGAGGGCGAGAGGAGGAAGAGAAACAGGAAGCUGGGUGGCAGAAAAAGUCAAGGUGGACGGUGCGCUCUGAGGGGAGAAAUAAAAUCAUUUUGCACUCGAGGAUCUUAAAUGUAGAUCAGAGAGGAAAAGCACACGCACAGAGAACAGUUCAGAACAUUAAAACAACACAGAUAAUAAACUGUACAGAGAAAAACUACUAAAUAAUCCUCUUAAAAAUAGGGCCACCGUCCCUCCAGUGUAAAAGCUCCUCAUCAUGUCGUUAGUAGAUGUUGUUGGUUUUGUAUUAUAUUCAUGUACGUACCACACUUGGGGAAAUAUUUUUAUUUUCAUUUCUCCUCCUGUAUUUUAUCGUCAGCUUUGUAGCUCUGUAGGAAACGAACCAGGCCACCAGCUGAAUGCUGGGUAAAUUCAGCUGUGGCUGUUAGAAAGUGGAUGGGACUUUUAAUUUUUUAUUCCGAAAGGCUGAAACAGGAAGCAGCAAGACGGUUUUCACUCCCCAGUUAAAAACCUUCUUCACUUCAUCGUCACAGCGUGGUGGAAUGUAUCUUCCUCCCUCCUGAAAAACAAAAAAAAGAGAGAACACUUAGGUGUGUUUGUACAUGUGUGAUAUUUAUUUAUCUGUUUAAGAUAAACUGUACAUUCAUGUCGUGUGUGUAUAUUCCUGAGGUAAAUUAGUGUAAAUACAAACAGGUUCUCGUCCGGUGGAUUCAGCUUUCAUCACGGAAAAACUCUAAAAUAUUUAAUAUUUUAAUUUGUCACUUUAAUUCAACUUUUAAAAUUCACAAGUUAAAAGCUUUCUGUUUUGUUUUUCUUCUCACAAAACUGGAUUUUUAUUUUCUCUGCUUUAUUAUUUACUAUUUAUUUUAGUUUUUUUAAUGUGUAACAUGAAGAAAUAAUGUAAGCAAAUCAGCCAAAGUUCAGGUUGAAAGAGUUCAAAUUUCCUACAUAUCUGAUGCGACACUGCCAGUGCUGAAUUACUGUAACGCGCCACCAACAACAUGAGAAGCUUGUUCUGUGUUUUUAUUUUGUUUUUAACUCGAGGUUCAAGACGUCACUGCACAAAAAAAACCUUCUGCACUCAACAUUGGAGGAUAUUUCAAAAUAAUUUAAUCUGGUUUUUAAAAUCUCAGGAAGUAAACAAUCAAUAUUAACUUUAUUUAUGAAGCACGUUUAAAACAGAGUUGAACAAAGUACUGUACAAUAAAAUAAGAUGAAGAGAAAUAUAAUGAUAUAACAUAAGAGACAAAAGGUGUAAAAAGUGAAAAAAUAAAAAGUUUAAGGACAAUCGAAAACCUGAGAAAGUUUGUGAUGGAUGACAUCUUGAAUCUAAAAUCAGCUAACUGCUGAUUAAAUCCAGUAUUAACACUUAAACAACUGAUUUAAAGGAACUAUUCACUACAAACGUGCUAGAGGUCACCUGAUGCUGAAGUCAGUGAUAAAUAAAAAUGCCACUUAUUCCAGUUUAAAAAAGUGAAAUAUUUCUCCUUGUUGGGUGCAGCAGCUCAUUUAAUUUCACACUGUAACAAAGUCGAGGCUUCUAGUGCAGAUGUGCAGUGUGUUAUCUGAUGUAUCAUAUGAAUUAUGAUGGUUUGUAUGUAAACACUUGUUCCUGCGGAGGACUCAGGAUUUUAAACACUUAAAACAACUGAAGGAGCUUUAUUAUAACACAGAUUGUUUUGUUUUUUAAUCUGUAAUUUGCAAAAGAAUCUGUCAUACUUGAAAGAUUGUGCAGAUGUUUGGUUUUUCCAGAGGUUUUGAGUGUUUGUUUGUAGUGUAUUGGACGUUUGGAUGUUGUUUGUGUACAAAACAAACUGAACCAGGCGAUGUUAACAAUCCACAAUCCACAUUUUGUUGAAAUUUAGAGCAGUGGAAAACAUUUUUAUCCCUCAGGUUGGGAUCAGCUCAUUUGGUUUGAUUAAAAAUGUUCAUCUACAGUUAAAAAGUGGAUUGAAAGAAGCACAAAACUGCAGUAUUUUAGGAAGAAUUAGCAAUAGAAAUGCAAUGAUUGUAAGAUAAAAUCAGCAAUAUGAAUUUGAGGAUUUGAUAUGAGCUGAUCUCGACCUGCAGCUCUGCUCACUCAGCUGUUGUCAGUGAAAUGAGGUGAUUUUUGUUUGUGUCUGUGCAGCUGCGACUGAAGUAAUCUGAAUGUAAACGUGUUUGGUGUCGUUCUGUUUCCUCCUCCUUGUAUAUUUAUGCUGCUUCAGCUCAUGUCGGUGGGUUACUGAGUGUCGCAGGCAGCCCAGAUAUUUAUUCACAGAUAAAAAACAUUUAAUAAAAGUUAGACCUAA